CGCUCCUUGCGUGGCCAUAACAGCGACGGGCCGCGCGAAAAGAGGGAUUCCCCCGGACGAUCGGCGCCUUCUCGUCUUCCCGCAAAAAAUAAAUAAUAAAACAACAAAAAAAGAGAGAAUAAAUUUAAACACCUACGCGCAGUACGUCCAGCGGAAGCAGAAUGUCGUGACACAUACUGGAGCGACUUUUUAUUUUGAUUUGUUUUGUUUCCUGAGAGCAACAUAAAUUCUUGUGAAUGAGGCAGCCUCCAAAUGACGUCGAGAUGGCUUUAGGAGGGACGCUGCUGCCAUCCAUAGCCACCUUUACCAGCCCUGCUAUCAAGACUAAAGCCAUAGGAAGUGCCAACCUAAGAUGGAAGGAGGAGCUGUCCCAUCUUAAGAGACUCAGUGUGCCAACCGGAAGCUCCGAUCCAGACCAUCCCAGCACCACCAGCACAACAAGCCCCAGCAUGUCCAAGAAAGACACUGAGCCAGACCUGGACUUAGACUAUGACUUCAUUCUGUCCAAUUCGAUGCUCCAGCAACAGCAGCAGCAGCAACAACAGCAACAGCAGGACGAGGCCAUGGUGUGUGGUUCUGCCCAAGCCUUGCAGCCCCCAUCACCGGGCUCCUUCUCCUCCUCGUACCCCUUACCAUCCCCUCAGGGUUCAGCUGGCGAGUUGCUCUACACCAUCCCGGACAUUAGCGACGUCUCGCCGUCUGGAGGUUUUGUGGCGGAGCUCAUGAGACCAGAACUGGACCCGGCGUACCUUCACCCCACCAGCCUCCAUGGCAAGUUUGUGGUCAAGACCACAGUGGACCUGGGGGAGUACAGCCUGGGGGUCAACAUCAGCAAAGCUUGUGUUAAUACAGCAGCAGAUCCGCCUCCUGCACGCACCUCGCCGCCCUUUACGUGCCACCGGAUAAAGCAGGAGAUGCCCAGUAACUGUACCGUGUCGCAGCCGAUGGACCUCCACCUAACCGGGGGUAGGCAGCGGCCAGGCCAACUGGACCUGCACGGCUUCCCCGGAAGCACGGGGCGGUCCAUGACGGGCGGCCGCUUGUCCUCGUCCUCGUCCCUCUCACCGGAACACCCUCUGAGCCGCGAACACCAGGUGUUGGGCCACCCUCACGCGCAGAUUCCUCUACCUCCCCACGGAUAUCACCACAACUCCCCGCAGGGAUACACCGCCUACCCUCAGCCGACCGCCAUGCAGCAAUACCAGGACCCCCUCAUGGUCGCCAGUGGCGACUGCAUGCCGGAAGAACCCAAGCCCAAGCGAGGGCGCCGCUCCUGGCCCAGGAAACGAGUGGCCACGCACACGUGUGACUAUGUCGGCUGCGGGAAGACCUACACGAAGAGCUCGCACCUCAAAGCGCACCACCGCACACACACAGGAGAGAAGCCUUACCACUGCGACUGGGAGGGCUGCGGCUGGAAGUUCGCCCGUUCCGACGAGCUGACGCGCCACUACAGGAAGCACACGGGCCACCGGCCUUUCCAAUGCCAGAAAUGUGACCGGGCCUUCUCCAGGUCGGACCACCUGGCCCUGCACAUGAAGAGACACUUGUGAGGACCGGAUGACGACCAAGGAAGGCUGCAGAAAGAACAUUCAGUAUACAUUCUACUAUGACUUGCCUUGGGAUACGUCAACAAGACUCGCUGUGGCGUUCACGGCUAAAACAGUGACUAUCAAGACGAGACCUGUCUGGGUUGUACAAGGGACCAAAACUGGAAGUCGUCUUAUUUAUGUGACAAAAACUUGAGGACAAUGUGCCAGAGACUCUUCCAACUGGAAUUUUGUUCUUCUUGACGUGGAAAACCUGCAUUCAGACAAAACAUCUCCAGAGGCCUUCUACCUGCAGCAACGCGCCAUUAUACAUACAACACUGUAUUAAAGCAUAUCUAUAUUUAUAUAAUCGUCACGUUUUACCUGCGACUCCAUUGAUUUCAGGUACAAUGUUAGAUAAUUUAUACCCAAUGGUGCUCAAAGGUUUUCCAAAAAAAGGUACCAAAGAUUGACAAAACGGAAGUAGUGACAAAGUGCCAUAAGAUUUUUUGCAUUCCUCCUUAAAGAAAAAAAAAAAAAAAUCAGGUUAUGACUUUCACUUUCGAGCGGUGAUGGCAAUCGAGAUGCACUGCAGUUGCAUAGUGCAAUAAUUUAUAUGGAAAAAAAAACAGUCUUCAUAUUUUUGUAAUGGAAUGAGUGACUCUGAACAAAAAAAAAAGUUUUGUUUUUGUUUUAUAGCCAAAUAAUGUAAUAUAAUCGUGAUCUUUGUACAUUUGUAGAUAAAAAUCCUUUGUUAUUGUUUUGUAUUUUACGGUAUAAUAAAAUGUAUUUCAAAUAAC
Dunckerocampus dactyliophorus (ringed pipefish) is the source of this 2329-nucleotide messenger RNA. It is a transcript of the gene klf4, whose product is annotated as Kruppel-like factor 4. The record is from RefSeq and is a predicted model, not a curated record. The transcript has 5 exons. Gene Ontology annotation, biological process: regulation of transcription by RNA polymerase II. Gene Ontology annotation, molecular function: RNA polymerase II cis-regulatory region sequence-specific DNA binding; DNA-binding transcription factor activity, RNA polymerase II-specific. Bases 237 to 1553 code for a protein of 438 amino acids. Lineage: Eukaryota; Metazoa; Chordata; Actinopteri; Syngnathiformes; Syngnathidae.